Hansenula ciferrii is the source of this 327-nucleotide messenger RNA. RefSeq lists its product as uncharacterized. The record is from RefSeq and is a predicted model, not a curated record. NCBI's taxonomy places the organism in Eukaryota, Fungi, Ascomycota, Saccharomycetes, Phaffomycetales, Wickerhamomycetaceae. The coding region runs from base 1 to 327 and encodes 108 amino acids. The transcript has a single exon.
AUGUCUUCAGCAAUCGCUUCAGCAGCAGGUUCAGCAGCAGGUUCAGCUACUUCAGGUUUAGUUUCAGGAGCUUCAUCAGCCGUUCUAGGUGGUGGUUCUUCAUCUGGUGGUUCAGGUUCUUCAUCUGGUGGUUCUAGUGGUUCAUCAAGUGCUUCCAACUCUGGUUCAUCAUCAGGUUCAGGUUCAAGUUCUUCUUCUUCUUCUUCAAGCUCAGGUUCAAGUGCUGCAGAAGGUGUCUUUGUUGCUAACCCAAUCUCUUGGAAAUAUGGUUACUUGUAUGGUGGUAUUUUAGCUGCUGGUUUUGUCUUAACAGCUGGUGUAUUAUAG